AUGAUCCGCGCCCGGCCCAAGCUCUACACAGUGGAAGAGGUUGCGCAGAACAACCACAGAAAAAGCUGCUGGGUUAUUCUUUCAGGCCUUGUGUACGAUGUUACUGAUUACGUGAAAGAGCACCCCGGGGGAGCAGAUAUCAUUCUGGAGAACGGAGGAAAAGAUUGCACAGUGAUAUUUAACACAAUCCAUCCAUGGAUCAACUACAAGAAGCUUUUAGAGAACAGACUCAUUGGGUACGUAAAGAAAGAGCCGCAGAAGAGUGAUGCGCAGAACAGCUAG
This is a messenger RNA of Nematocida minor, 282 nucleotides long. RefSeq lists its product as uncharacterized. Gene Ontology annotation, cellular component: intracellular membrane-bounded organelle; membrane. The record is from RefSeq and is a predicted model, not a curated record. Bases 1 to 282 code for a protein of 93 amino acids. Gene Ontology annotation, molecular function: heme binding. Lineage: Eukaryota; Fungi; Microsporidia. The transcript has a single exon.